AUGUUGGGAAAUGUUGGGAAAAUGUUGGAAAAGUUGGAAAAAGUUGGGGAGAAGGAAAUUGAGAAAGGAAGGAAAGGGGAGAGGAAGGAAGAAGGACAGAGAAGGAAGAAAAGGGAGGGGAAGGAGGGAAGAGGGAGGGAAGGAGGAGAAGGAGAGGAGGAGAAAGAGGGGAAGAAGAGGAGAGGAGAGGAGAGGAGAGGGAAGAAGGGGAAGGAAGGGAAGGGAGGGAGAGGGGAAGAGAGAAGGGAGAGAGAAAGGGGGAGGGGAGAGAGGAAAAAGGGGAGGAGGGAGGAGAAAGAAAGGGAAGGGAGAAGAGAGAGAAGGAGAAGAAAAGGGGGGGGAAGGAAGGGAAGAAAAGAGAGGGGGAAAAAAGGGAAGGGGAAGAAGAAAAAAGGGAAAAGGGAGAGAAAAAGAGAAGGAGAGAAAGGGGAGAAAAGAAAAGGGAGACGAAAAAGAGAGAGAAAAAAAGGGGAGGGGAGGAAAGGAAAGGAAAAGGGAAGGAGAGAAGCAGAGGGGAGGAGACAAAAGGAGGGAAGAGGGGAAAAGAGAAGAGGGGAAGGGAAAAGGGGGGAAAAGGAGAGGAGAGGAGGAAAAAAGAAAGAGGAAGGAAAAGGGGGAGGAGAAGAGGGGAAGAAAGAAGGAGAGGAAAGGGGAAGAGGAGGAAGGGGGAGAGAAAGAAGGAAAAGGGGAGGAAGGAGAAGGAGAGGGGAAGAAAAAGGAAGGAGAGGAAAGGAGAAGGAAGGGAGAAGGAAGGAGGAAGGAAAGGAAAAGGGAGAAGAGGGAAGAGAGGAGGGGAAGAGGAAAGAAGGAAGGAAAAAAGGAGGGGGGGAAAGAAGAGAAAAGGAGAGAGGGAAAAGAAAGGAGGAAGAAAAGAGGGGGGAAGAAAAAAAGGAGAAGGAGAAAGGGAGGGAGGAGAAAAAAGAGAAAGGGGAGGAAAGAGAAGAGGGGAGGAGAAGAAAAAAAAAGGGGGGAGAAAAAAAAAGGGAGAGAAAAAAAGGGAGGAGGAAAAGGGGAGGAAAAAAAAGGGGAGAGAAGGAAGGGGAGGAGAGAAAGGGGGGGGAGAAAAAGAAGAGGAGAGGAAGGGGAGGGGAAAGGGAAAAGGAGGGGGAAGGGGAAGGAAAGAGGAGGGAAAGGGGAAAAGGGAAGAGAAGGGAAAGGAAAGAGGAGGGAAGGGGAAAAGGGAAGGAGAGGGAAAGGGAGAAGAGGGAAGAGGAAGAGAAAAAGAGGGGGAAAGAAAGAGGGGAGGAAAAAAAAGGGAAGAAAGAGAGGGAAAGAGAAGAGAAAAAAGAAGGGAGAGAAAAAGGAAAGAAAAAGGGG
Dendronephthya gigantea is the source of this 1317-nucleotide messenger RNA. RefSeq names its product ribosome-binding protein 1-like. The transcript has 4 exons. The record is from RefSeq and is a predicted model, not a curated record. The annotation marks the transcript as partial. Lineage: Eukaryota; Metazoa; Cnidaria; Anthozoa; Malacalcyonacea; Nephtheidae.